GAGAGCGGAAUAGCAGGAAGCAAGGUGAUAAAUGUACACCUGCACACCUAGGUGACACCACUCCUUUCAGUAAACCACACCAGUGAUGGUUGGCAGCGGCAGCGCCAUGAAAGCUGAGGUGACUUAACUACAUCUCUGGUGUCAUGAAACUUUUACCGGCAGAACUUUAACAAAGAUGUGGUCUGUCAAAGUCAUUAUUCUGCUUCUCUUCUGCUAUGCGUGUCUUUCCACUGAAGGUGACAAGGUGUGGUUUGAAUCCAAGAACUUUAACAACAUGCUUCGCUGGGAAGCGGCGGCGCCUUCGGUACCUGAACAAAAGGUGUUCUACAGUGUCCAGUACUGGAGGAAUGGUAACUCGGAUAUUUACAACAAGACCGAAUGUUACAAUAUAACUACGCUUGAAUGCGACCUGACUGCAGAAACACCAUCACUUCCUGACACUCAGUACUAUGCGAAAGUUUACGCCAAUGGUCAAGCUCAUGGACGCACCCAACAAUUAAAUCCUAUUGCGGACACUAUUCUGGGUCAACCUACAUUGGAUACACGCGUGACGUCGGUUUCCUUGCAAAUUCAUGCCACGAUUCCGUUGGGUCCUAAUGGCGCCUCCCUGGAGAACAUCAUCAGUCGCGGCAAAGGCUUCAAAUGUUCCAUGCGAUACAGCUAUUACAUCACCAAUCAUAAUCGCAGUAAAAAAGGAGAUAGCAAGUCGUCUGCUCAUUUUGUCAUCAGCUUGGCAGCCCACCCAACCAAUUAUUGUGGCUAUGUAUUCUACGAGCCUUCUUGCAACAAAGGUCGUCCAGUGAGCGAGAAUACCUCUUUCUGUGUAACAAUACCAGCUAAAAUCACUACGAGUCUAUCAUGGGUCCUCACUGGCACCGCCCUACUGGCAUUCAUCAUACUGUUGUCAUCUGGAGGUGUAUGUUUCUACAUGAAGGGCGGGACGGACAGGAAGCUGCCACGCUCACUGGAGAUACAUACUAGCAAACUACUGGCAAACCAUCAGCAUACCUCAGAGAGGAAACAGCUUAUUUCCACUGCGACCGUCUCUGCUAAAAAUCAGGAAAUCCACAAUUAUGUUCCUGUCAGGCCUAACGCAAACAGGGAUGUUUCCAUACACAGUAUGGACGGGAGUCCAAAUGAACAGCUGUCCAGUGCCCAUUCAUCUAUCGUCUACAGUUCUGUGUUGCUGGCUAAUCAGAACAAGCUCUCAACAGUCCUCGUGGAAGAUGUGGAAAAAACACCACCUCCUCUACAAAUUGCAACCUCUGAGGACGAGGAUCCGGUUGGACAGCUGACGUUGAAGACCACGCGAGACGCAAACGGUCAACUUAAGUUGACGUCAGUCCAUUUCCAUGUAGAAAAGCUUGAAUCUAAAAAGGACUUGGUUUUAGCUCAGCUGAAUCGCUUGAAUAGCUCUGAAUCGUCGGACUCCGGGUGUGUGGAUGAGACGCUAAACACUCCGACCCCAAGGGACUCUGACUCAACUCAUUCAGAUCCACUUGGAGUUUACCUACGCAAUGACGUACUACCAAAAGAUGUCAAUCCAACUUCGGAAUACAAACAAAACUGGAUGCCUCUAAUUGCGCCUAAAGACAAGCAAGACUACGUGAGCAGAGAUCAACCUUGGGGGUUUUCUGGUUUUAGAGAAACAGAGGAAGGCAAUUUAAAUGACAAUGCAGGAAUGCCAGGAAAAUUUCUUGAAGGUUGGGUGUUACAGAUACAAGAGUGACACUUUACUAUUCCUUCAAGCAUUGGAAAGCUUUUCUUAUCGACUGUAUCCUUCAAGAAAGUUGGACAAGUUACAAACUUACAUUUCAGUCCCUUCAGGAUAUACAGUAUGUGCAUUGUGAUUGACUAGAAAUUUGUCUGUUUUGUCGAUACAUGCUAUGUGAUUGAAUGGAGGUGAGCAUCAUUUCUCUACACGUGGUCUAUAUACGUAUGAUCUGUGAUUGACUAUCAAAAUGUUCACUGUUUGUCAAUUUGAACUAAAAUCUACUGGUCACUAGUCCAUAAUGAGGAAUUUGCUUUUGGCAGGAUUUGUUGACAAUUGACUAGAUUUUCAGUGAAGUUUCAGUGUUUGGCAAAGAUUUUGCAGAAUCCUGGAGGCCUUUAGACCAGGGGUCCCCAACCUUUUUUGCACCACGGACCGGUGUGAUUAGGGUCUUUUUUUCCACAGACCGGUGUUCUGUCAAAUUUUGCACCCAUAUAAAAUUUUGCUCCAAAAGCUUUUGUGGCAGUGAAAAAAAGCCCUCUUUUAUAUUCAGUUGGACUCUUAAUGUUAUCCAACGGUGCUAAAAAAACUUAACAUCACAAACAUACAGUGGGGCAAAUAAGUAUUUAGUCAGCCACUAAUUGUGAAAGUUCUCCCACUUGAAAAUAUUAGAGAGGCCUGUAAUGGCGUACCGCACGCAGACUAUUUUUUGACCGUGACGUCGCAUCGUAAAGCGGAAGUAAACCCGAAGUGGGACAUUAUAGACCAGCCCUCGCAUAGACUUAACGUAAUUUGUGCUAAUUUUCGCCGGUAAUCUUUCAAAAACGAACAUGCCGAUCACGCAUUGCUUUUUUGGAACUUGGAGAAACUACUCUAGACAUUACGACACAUGAAGGAUGUUUCUUCUUACGUUUCCGGAAACCAAAAACUCGGGAGGAAAAAAUGUGAAGACCGAAUCAAUUUGCGCGGACUUUAACACCAGCUCGGUGAAUCCAUUCACAUUUCGUAUGCAGUAAACAUUAUGUUGGGUUGGCAUGGUCUUUCAGAGGACAAAGAGCUAAGCCAUUUUUAUAUUUUUAACUUAUUCUUUUAGCGUAACGUCGUGCUGUACUGCUUCUGUCUGACAAUGAAUGACCUGAAAAGAAUUACAAUGGUAUCUGACUGCCACUGUUACCGUUUCUGUUAUAUAUAUAUAUUAUAUAAAACAACUUUAGUAAGGGGGAAGUGUAAAUAAAUUAUAGAAUUAAGAUGUGUUAUCAAUGAAAAAACUAAAAAAGUUCGUUGGCUGUCACUGAGUAGCAUUUGCGAUCGCUACACAAAGCCAACUAAAUUACCCCCAAGAACGGUAAGAGACGUAGGACAACCAGAGGAUAUAUAAGAAAGACAGGGCUGAUGGUAAAGGAUAGCUUGUUGAAACAGGAGAAUGUCAUUGUCAGUCGCGUCGAUAAAAAAGCUAAAGCUAUGCUUAGGUCGGCUCGUUUUUUUCCGUAUUUUUCAGCCUUCGACACUCAAGCCAUCUCUUUAACUGAAGAUUUUUAUGUUCUUCCACAUCUUUGCCAGUGAAUUUGGCACCAGGCACAUCAUUUUCGGAGAAAAUUGGGAGGUUUAGCUCUGUAAACAUCUCCUUCGUACACGAUUUCCAUUCAUUUCCUAUUAGGGACAAACCGUGGCUUCUCCCUACUUAGCAACAGUAGCUAAUGUCAUUAAUAUUAAUGAGCGGAAGUGACGUGUUGCUUGCGGUACGCCAUUGCCAAUUUCAACAAUGGGUAAACCUCAACCAUGAGAGACAGAAUGUGGAAAAAAAACCCUGAAAAAUCACAUUU
Molecule: messenger RNA, 3534 nt
Organism: Corythoichthys intestinalis (scribbled pipefish)
Lineage: Eukaryota; Metazoa; Chordata; Actinopteri; Syngnathiformes; Syngnathidae
Exons: 7
Coding region: 176-1729 (517 amino acids)
Biological process (GO): cytokine-mediated signaling pathway
Cellular component (GO): plasma membrane
Molecular function (GO): protein binding; cytokine receptor activity
Source: RefSeq, a predicted model, not a curated record